GCUGCCUCAAACACGCACACACACACACGUAUAUACAAAAAAGCAAACAAACAUAGACACACAUAUACACACUCUUCGGUUAAAGUACGCUUUUUCUGCAGUCAAACUGGAACCUAAAACCACAAAAUAAACCUUACUGCAAUACAGUUCUAGGUAACACGUUUUUUUUUUUUUUUUUUUUUGCAUCGCUAAGAUUAGUAAAAUGACAGAUUGCAAAGCAGUUUGUUCAAGAAAUCGGGUUUUGGGCUGUUGAUCACUAGGACUCGUCCCUUUUGCUGCGUUAGCGCAUGCGCAUUAGGCACUAGACUGUUCCCCCAAGUGUUUGAAACUACCCGGAGGAUCUCUCCUCCACGCUGGGAUCAAGUAAUGCGACACGAAGGUUUUCACUCCGCAUCGAAAUCUUUGCUAUUAGGUUUCUUCUUGUUUACUGCACUGAUUGCUUUGAAGCCUUCUUCGAGCUCCAUUUCUCCUUUGAAGUUUCUGUUGGAUGCUUAUAAGGGCGGUUUUUGCACUGCGUUGUCCAGAGGAUAAUCUGCUCAUAUGGAGGUAUAAAUGCGUUUUGUGUAGGUGCUGUUUUCCGAAAAUCUGAAGGAAACAGUUCGGAGAUUUAAAGAAAAAUGUUAAAUACAGCCAACUGGGACCCGCUGCAGGUUACUCACUAUGUAGCGGAAUAUCUGGACUUGGUGGAAUCGCUACCGUUCGACCUACAAAGAAACGUGUCUCUCAUGAGAGAGAUCGACUCCAAAUAUCAAGAGAUCCUCAAAGAGCUUGAUGAAGCAUACCAGAAGCACAAACAGGAGGAGGACCCUGUCCAGCGGCGCCGCCUUUUGCACUGCAUCCAGCGUGCACUGAUCCGCAGCCAGGAAUUGGGAGAUGAAAAGAUCCAGCUUGCUGGACAGAUGGUGGAAUUGGUGGAGAACCGCGGCCGGCAGGUGGAUGCUUUUGUGGAGCUUCUAGAAGUCCAGCACGAGCCCCAUGACACAACCUCAGUGACAGCCGUCAUCCCUGGCAAGAGGCGUGAGGAGGAAAAACGCAGAGAAGAGACUCCUGGUUCAGUCGAAAGAAUGGCAAGUGCCAGCAAGCGCUCGAGGCGGCAAAAAAACAACAGCAACGAGAACCGGGAGAUGCCUCAUAACGACCGUGAUGAAGUGACGAGAGAGAAACGGGCAAAGACAUCGAAGAAGAAGAAGAGGUCCAAAGCAAAGCAGGAGAGGGAGGCUUCACCAGCUGACCUGCCCAUUGAUCCUAACGAGCCCACGUACUGUCUAUGUGAGCAGGUUUCCUACGGAGAGAUGAUCGGCUGCGAUAACGACGAAUGUCCCAUCGAGUGGUUCCAUUUCUCCUGCGUUGGCCUUAACCAUAAGCCUAAGGGAAAGUGGUAUUGCCCAAAGUGCAGGGGUGACACAGAAAAAACCAUGGACAAAGCCUUGGAGAAAUCCAAAAAGGAGAGGGCAUAUAACAGGUAGCUACAUAUCUGUUGGAACUGUGAACAUUUCUAUUUAUUUCAUAGAUUUGUUUAAUGCUAGAAAUUAUUUCUUUGUCAAUUCAAUCUACAUUUUAGAAUUUAUUUACUACCAAACAGCACUAAAUGGGCUUAAACUCAAAACCCCCUCCAGAGUUUAAGUUUUCUAAAUGUGGUAGUGAUGUUCUUAAAGAAGUAUUUGACCUUCAAUCCUUUUGUUGUUACUUGAACAGUAUGGCUGACAGAAGUAUUUUAUGAAGGUGCUCACAGCAUGUGGCUAUUAUGUGUUAAGUGUUUAAGUAGAAAUGUCAUUAUUGGUAAUAAAUAAUGUUAAAAAAAAAUCUGAUUUCUGUUUUCUAUUUAGGACUCUAAUAACCUACUAUGAGUCCAGAAUAAAAUAAACAACCAAACAAAAAAACAACUGUUUUAAGAUCUUUUACCAUUCAUUAAAGGAGCUUCAUUAAAAAAUGAUGAGUCUCAAGGUUGUAUUACAGCUCCAUUCACUUUUACUCACUACUAUACACUCAUCUUUUUCUAUUUCAGAGGGUCAAUUGAACUGACCCUUACGUGAAAAAAAAUCU
Molecule: messenger RNA, 2043 nt
Organism: Clarias gariepinus (North African catfish)
Lineage: Eukaryota; Metazoa; Chordata; Actinopteri; Siluriformes; Clariidae
Product: inhibitor of growth protein 1-like
Exons: 2
Coding region: 618-1466 (282 amino acids)
Biological process (GO): positive regulation of DNA-templated transcription
Cellular component (GO): nucleus
Source: RefSeq, a predicted model, not a curated record